Messenger RNA from Penicillium argentinense, 1320 nucleotides. RefSeq names its product M20 family metallopeptidase. The record is from RefSeq and is a predicted model, not a curated record. NCBI's taxonomy places the organism in Eukaryota, Fungi, Ascomycota, Eurotiomycetes, Eurotiales, Aspergillaceae. The coding region runs from base 1 to 1320 and encodes 439 amino acids. The transcript has a single exon. Gene Ontology annotation, molecular function: hydrolase activity.
AUGAAGCCUGCCUGGUAUCUGGCAGCAGCGACGGCCUUCACCGUGGCCAUCGCUUCUCCGCACCCCGCAUACGAGCAACAACCGCUCGGCAACUUGCUCUCACAGCCGACCGACGGCCUCAGCCUGAUUCAGGGACAGGAUGACGUCGAAUCGGUUAUCAGGAAGAGCCCUCUGCUCUCUUUCCAUCGCGAUCUCGUCCAAAUCGAGUCGAUUUCGGGCAAUGAGCAUGAUGUCGGUCUUUUCGUUGCGGAGUACCUCGAGUCGAAGAAUUUCACCGUCGUCAAGCAGAAGGUUGAGCCGGUAAAGAAGGAUGACGUUAACGAUGACUCUGAACAACCCAAGACGAGAUAUAACAUCUACGCCUAUCCCUAUUCACACUCGGAACCGCCUUCUGUCCUGAUUACCAGCCACAUUGAUACCGUCCCACCAUUUAUCCCGUACUCGGUUCACGAGCCGACUUCGCAAGAUGCGGAUGAUCUCGUUAUCGCGGGCCGCGGAUCCGUCGACGCGAAGGGCAGUGUGGCGGCUCAGGUUUUUGCUGUGCUGGAAACGCUUGAGGAGAACCCCGAUGCGAAUCUGGGUCUGCUCUUUGUUGUUGGCGAGGAGAUUGGUGGCGACGGUAUGAAGACCUUCUCCAAAUCUGACCUCAACACCAAUAGCGCCUACCACACAGUUAUCUUCGGAGAACCGACCGAGGCCUCCCUUGUCUCGGGUCACAAGGGCAUGCUGGGCUUCAAGGUCUUCGCGCACGGCAAGGCCGCGCACUCUGGAUAUCCGUGGUUGGGAGAUAGCGCUGUCUCAAGCAUGCUGCCUGCACUUCUGCGCGUUGAUAGAUUGGGCCAGAUCCCCGUUGACGAGGGUGGUCUUCCUGCCUCGCCGAAGUAUGGGCCUACGACGCUGAACGUCGGUGUCGUGCGUGCGGGUGUCGCGACGAAUGUUGUUCCGGCUGAGGCGAUGGCUGAUGUCUCCGUUCGUCUUGCAGCUGGUACACCUGAUGAGGCGCGGGAGGUAAUUAAGAAGGCUGUGGAGGAUGCGACGAAGGAUGCGGAUGCGGAGGUCGUGGUUGAUUUUGCCAGUCACGGGGAGUCGUAUCCGCCUCAGGAUUGUGAUACCGAUGUUGAUGGGUUUGAGGUCAUUCCUGUCAACUAUGGUACUGAUGUUCCGAAUCUGAAGGUCAAGGAUGGCGUUAAGCGGUACCUCUAUGGGCCUGGAAGCAUCUUUGUUGCCCAUGGUGAUAAUGAGGCUCUCACCGUGCGUGACAUUAAGGAUGCGGUUGCUGGGUUCAAGAAGUUGAUUGAGGCUGCUCUGGAUAGAGAGUAA